AUGUAUUCAAGAUCAAGGCUCUAUAUAGAAGUCUUCGUUCCACUGGUGCUACCCUGGCUAUUCUAUUUUGAAAAUAGAUGGUUCAACUUUAUCACGCAGUUCGUUUACAUGCGGCGCCGAGAGCAGCGUCGUGUGGCUUUGAAUAACCUUGUUUCGCAAAAGAAAGAACAAAUCUGGCAUGCUGCUAUUUCAGGUGGGGAUGGUAAGAUUCAAAAGUUAAUCGAAAGCGUGAACUUCAACCAAACAAGAGGUAUUAUUGCAGCUGAUGUGGCAGGGGAACGUUACUUCGAUGACAUCGACCAUCCAGUUAGCGGACAGUCCCGUAUGGAGGCUAUUGCGGAUGAGUUAGCCAACACGUCUCGUUUUGUUCCCGAACAAGAAGAACAGAACACCAUCUUUGAUAGGUCUGGCACAGUCUCAAUUCUAUGGAUCGCUAUUGAACGAAACCAUAAAGACGACGUCAACUACCUCUUGACAAACCGAAACAUCUUGUUGCAAACACGUCAUUGCUCUGGCCAAGACACUGUCCUUCAUAAGGCAGUGUUGAGAAAUGAUUACGGUCUUACGAAAUCCAUACUGGAGACAAACUCGUCGAUAUCGCCGUCUAACUGCGUCAAUAUUACAAACCGGCUUUCGGAAACCCCAUUACACAAUUUGGUCCACAACGUUCGUGUUAGGAAAUGGAAAAAAGGAUCCGAGGAACUGAAAGAGGCCCUCAGGAUAUUUGACUUGUUGUUUGAACAUGGUGCCAGCGUCAACGCGGUAAAUCAAAUGCUCCGGACCCCACUUCAUAUGCUCUUGGAUUCCUCCCCGGAUGUGGAUAUCAACCCCCUUUUCGAGAGGCUGCUCUCAGCUGGAGCGGAGGUAAAUAGCAAAGAUAUUUCUGGAGAAUCGCCUCUUCAUCUAGCAUGCCGUCAAAAAUAUCAGAAAAUUAUCGAAACACUGGUUAAGACAGGCGCUGAUAUGAGAAGCCUUGACCGCAACGGAAAAACGCCAAAAUCUUAUUAUGGGGACAACGAUUUCUGGAUGAGGGUAGAGGUAAUAUCCUUUGUCGGGAUGGCCAAGAGUAGAAAGCCAGUCAAACUUCCACCCAGCCGCAAGACAAGCACCAGAAGUAGACGAGCCAUUUGCGACAGGUCACCAGUUUACUGUCGAUUCCAGCAAAGUAGACAAGCAGCAGGAGUGAUACCCCGAAAAUCUUUGCAUUGGAUAGCGGAGGAUAGUUACAUAUCUAAUGUUAUCUACGCGACAAACGAUGAGAACAAUGUCACCUUCCUUGACGAUUGCGAAUUGCAAUCCACAAGCUGGUGGGACUAUGUUGAAACUUGUCUUGUCAGUCUACCCGAUCCACCCACAGGCGUGACUCAUGAAGAGAUACAAGCGCCUCAAGACAAAUGGAGAUGGGUCAGUUUACCUGCCAACAAUAUGACAUGGGUCAAAAUGAUGGGGAUCAAUUUAUCGAACUCCAGCGGCUCCACCAACAGUCCUCAGGCAGGAUCAAUGGUGUCUAUCGUGAUCCCGUAUCUCGACAUCGAGGUUGAAGAGAAUGUCCCUGACCAGAUUGAAGACGUCUAUUUUCCUUUCUCAGGUCUAGAUGGCGCUCAAGUACCUCAAACUCUAGAUCAGACUUUCAAUAGCACCAAAAGCCUGUCAGGUCUACGGUCGAAGGAGAAUCAAGUUAUCUACAGGUGGUCUGAAAGACAAGCAUCUCGACAGCGUUGCCGCCGAGUCGCGGAGAAAGGGAUAUAUUCACUGUUCCAGCUACUCAUCUUCAAAUUGCUUCUUUACCAAAAUUGGGGACAGUACCAGUCCCGUGAGGAGUUUCAACAAACGCGCGAGGGGCGUUAUUCAGCGAACCCUGUUUUUGAGCAACAAGGUAACUCAGUGCCUAUUGACGAGUCGGGUAACGAAACCAGAAUGCGCAGUAUCCAGCUGGAAGCCAAUUCGAAAUGGUUGAUGGUGAGGCAGCUUUGGCUCUGGAAACUCAAUGAUGGUACGAUUCUCACUACCAUUCCGUCGCGGAAAGGCAUGUGCGCAGCGGAUGAUUUAUUGGAGACGAUCCGACACAGCGACUUGGACGAGAUAUCUACCGCUGACGACCUCAUGAAGCACAUUGUGCAGCAAACUGUAACCUUUACAGAAAGGUUCAAGCUAGCUGGCCUUGGCGAACAUAUACUUGAUAUCUUUGAGAGUGAACUUGCCUUUGAGGUUGACCAAGAAGCUGUUUUCUUCAACAACUUUACGCGAAAGGAUUGGAACUCUAAAUACGCAAACAAAGCCAUCAACGAAGCGGCAGGUUGUACUUGGCGUGUCAAAGAUAUUCGUGGAGAGCUUCGCCUCAUCAAUAAAGUCUUGACGCAGCAGUUGGAUGUUCUCAAGGAAUUCGCCAUGAUAAUCGCGGGUAUGUCGCCUGAAGAGGGCAAAAAGCAGGGAGAUACUCUGAUCCGAGACUCGGGUUUGGAACUUUUGAUGGAACGAAUCAAACGGAUGGAUGAAGAUGCUGCCACGACAAUCGAGGGGCUCAGCAACAUCACCCAGGCCAUGCUAGCCCAAGCAUCGCUCAAAGAGGCCGAAUCAGCACGACUCAUGAACUUCAUUAUCCUUCCAUUUACAGUUGUAACUGUCAUUUUUACACCCCUGUCAUUCAUGACUAGCCUCUUUGCCGUGAACUCAGAUGGCUUCCCACACAACGAUGACGGGGAACUUCGGAUACCUUCAGAUUGGCUUCGUGACAAGAUGAUUAUUGGUGAAAUCGGAACAUUGAUUCCUCUUCUCAUUAUUAUUGUGUCCAUCUCUUAUUUGAGGACUGACAGAAAACGUGCUACGAAACAAUAG
Molecule: messenger RNA, 2835 nt
Organism: Fusarium pseudograminearum CS3096
Lineage: Eukaryota; Fungi; Ascomycota; Sordariomycetes; Hypocreales; Nectriaceae
Exons: 11
Coding region: 1-2835 (944 amino acids)
Biological process (GO): metal ion transport; transmembrane transport
Cellular component (GO): membrane
Molecular function (GO): protein binding; metal ion transmembrane transporter activity
Source: RefSeq, a predicted model, not a curated record